AUUACUAUUCGUUCAAGAUGGCAGAACUUGUUCAACUUUAUGUCUAUGAUUUAUCUCAAGGACUUGCACGUACCAUGUCACUUCAACUGACUGGAAAGCAAAUUGAUGGUAUUUGGCAUACUUCUGUAGUAGUGUACGGUACCGAAUUUUAUUUUGGUCAGGGCAUUAUGACCUCUGUUCCUGGGGGUACACAUCAUGGACAACCCUUACAGAUCAUUGAUAUAGGCGAGACAUUUUUACCUAAAGAAGUUGUGUUGGAAUACAUUGAUAGUCUUCGAUCUGUCUAUACAGCUGAGAAAUAUCAUCUUUUGGAUUUUAACUGUAAUACAUUUUCAAAUGAUGUAUGUCAAUUUUUAUGUGGCCAAUCCAUUCCAAACCAUAUCACGGGUCUUCCUGCUGAAUUCUUGAAUACACCUUUUGGAAGAUCCAUGUUGCCUAUGAUCGAAAACAUGUUUGGACAAUCUCGGUUGAAUACCGUACCUUCUUCUGCGUCUUCAUCUGUGCCUGCAGAAGCGGCUUCCUUAUUACAGCAUGUAUCUUCCGCUGCCACUUCUGCCGCACCCACUCAAGUGGAUCCUGUGCAGAUAGCUCAUUCAUCCACCACUGUAGAUCAAUUAAUUUCAACCUAUAAAGCCGUAGUGGUCUUUUUCACUUCAGCAACAUGUCCACCUUGUCGCAUGAUCAAGCCUGAUUUCGAAACCUUGAUUCGAGAUAAAAACACACAUCCCAAUCAACCCAUCAAAAUUUUAGGCGUUGUCAUGGAUACCUCCAUGGCAACAGGUGCUUCAACAUACGGCAUUACGGCCACACCUACAUUUCAGCUCUAUCUGGAGGGUAAAAAGUAUGCUGAGUUCAAAGGUGCCAAUUAUGCAGAACUCAAGAGUCAAGUAGACAUGCUAUUGUUUGAAGCAUAUCCUCCUCAUCCUCAUCGCAAACGGCUGCUUCGAUCCAUUGUGGAUCAUCCCAAUGUACCUAUUUUAUAUGCUCAGCCUGGAAAAUGGGACAUGAUUUAUACCAAACUGAAUGGGUUCUUGGCGACAUUAGACCAGAAUCAAAAAGCCAUUGUAGAGCAAUCAAGACUCUAUUUGGAGAACAAGCAACAGACAUUGGAUAUGCCAUCAUGGACGGUGUUUGUAGACAACCUAGUAGGGACGUUACCUGUAGAACAACUCUUUCCUUUAUUUGAUAUCAUUCGCUCACUCUUAUUGAAUCAAGCUGUAUCUGAUUUUUAUGUGCAUGAUCCCACACCCUUGGUCAAUAUUAUCAACCUUGUUCACAGACAUCCUGCUAAAGCAACAUGGCUCAUGAUCCUUCGCAUAGCCUGUAAUAUCUUUUCCAAUCCUACUCUCUCUACCACCCAUUUCACCUCCAACCUUGCUGCUUCUCAUCGUUCUCAAUUGACACAGUUAGUGAUCACCAGUUUACUAGCUGAAGAUGGACAGAUAAGACAAGCAGCUGCCUCAUUAGCCUACAAUUGUUCUACCGUCAUUGCUACCGAAAGACAAAAGAAAGAAGAGGGCACUUUUGUAGGCAUGGCUGAACAAGAAGACGAUGAUUGGCAAGUCGAACUAUCCAGUGCCAUGGUAGAUGCAUUGACCAAAGAAAUCGAUGAGGAAAUCGUGCAUCGUUUAUUGGCAGCCAUUGCCAAAUGCUUGUUUUUAGCACCUCCACAUACGUCAUCUGUAGCCAACCUCUUGUCUGCACUCGAUAUCAAGAGUAUCAUAGAAGAAAAAAAGACAUCCAAACAAGAGACAUUAUAG
Gilbertella persicaria is the source of this 1760-nucleotide messenger RNA. RefSeq names its product PPPDE putative peptidase domain-containing protein. Bases 18 to 1760 code for a protein of 580 amino acids. Lineage: Eukaryota; Fungi; Mucoromycota; Mucoromycetes; Mucorales; Choanephoraceae. The record is from RefSeq and is a predicted model, not a curated record. Gene Ontology annotation, molecular function: peptidase activity. The transcript has 8 exons. Gene Ontology annotation, biological process: protein modification by small protein removal.